AUGAGUAGACAGGACAGCAAGGUAUUCGUCGGCGGCAUCAGCUGGGAGACGACCGGCGACCGCCUGCGCCAGUACUUUGAGAACUUUGGCGAGGUGACGGAGGCUUUCGUUUCGCACGACCGGCACACGGGCCGCCCGAGGGGCUUCGGGUUCGUCAUCUUUCGCGACCCGAGCGUCGCCGACCGCGUCGUGGAGUGCCAGCACACCAUAGAUAGGCGACAGGUUGAGGCGAAGAAAGCGCUCCCGCGCUCCCUCGACGGCUCCGCGCCCUCCCCGCUCGGGAGCCAGCGCCGAGGCAGCCCAGAGGAGAGCGGCCCCUCGACGCCGAACGACUCGCGCCUCCCGGCCGCCCCGGGCGAGGGCGACCCGCGCCGGCGGAAGAUCUUCGUCGGCGGCCUGCCCCCGAGCGCCAACGAGAAGGUCUUCCGCGAGUACUUUGCACAGUUUGGCGAGGUCAGCGACGUGGUGGUCUCGUACGACCCGGGGAGCAACCGCCACCGCGGCUUCGGGUUCGUCACCUUCCGCAGCGAGGCCGCCGUCGACUGCGUCUUCUCGUACGGCUGCAUCCACGUGCUCUGCGGGAAGCAGGUCCAGAUCAAGCCCGCCGUGCCGCGCAGCGAGAUGCUCCUGCAGCAGCAGCGCCUCAACGCGGCCGCGGCCGGCGGCGCGCCACGCGCGGGCGUCGUGGCGCCGGGCGUCCCGGGCAACGGCUUCGGUAUGCUGCUCGGCGCCGGCGGCGUGUCGAUGGAGUCGAUCUCGGCCCUGCUGUCGUCCAUCGGCGGCGGCGUCGGCGCAGAGGCGCACGCGCAGCACGCGAUGCCGAUGUUCGGCGCGCCGCCGCAGGGCCCGGACAGCGAUCUCUCGCGCGUCGCGCAGGCCCAGGCCGCGGCGGCCGCCGCCGCGGCAGCGCUCAACGCCACGGCGCCCAUGCCGUCGGGGUUCGACCUCGGCCCGGGCGUGCCGCCCCCGCCGUUCCCGGUGAUGACGGCCGCCGCGAUCCACGCGCUGUCGGGCGACGCGGACGCCGCGGCGCGCAUGAGCGCCGCCAACUGGUAUGCCGCGCAGGCGCAGCACCAGCACCCCAUGCCGACGCAGGCGCAGUUCGCGGCCGCGCACCGGGCGCCGCUGGCGCCGUCGUUCCCGCAGGGCAGCCUCGGGGCCGUGCCGGGCUUCGUCGGGGCGUCGACGCCGCUCCCGGAGCUCGGCGGCCCCCCCCAGGGCGUGCUUCCGCAGCGGGUGUCGACGCCCGGGCAGAGCACGCGCUCCGGACCGGCGCUGCCGGCCACGGCCCCGCCGCUCCUGUCGGACACGCAGCGGGCGCUCGGGCUGGGCCCGACGCCGGGCACCAGCAGCAGCGACUGCAGCCGCGGCGACAGCGGCGCCCCGGCCCACGCCACGACGAACGAGGGCGGCCUGCAGCUCGAGCAGACGUCGAGCGGCUACGACUCGGGCUCGCGCGGGCACGCGCAGGUGCCGCCGCGCGGUCCGCCGCGGUACGGCGGGCCCAUGGCGGGCUUCCCCGUCACGUGCCCGCCCGGCCACGGGCUGCCCGGCACGCGCGACCUGCAGCAGCCGCUGUCGAUGCAGGCGGCGAACUCGCGCAAGUCGUCCCCGCUCGGCCUCGUCACCAUGCCCGUGCCCAGCGCCGCCGGCGUGCCCGUGGCGACCAAGAACGCCCGCCCGGCGUACCAGUCGGACCGCACGCUCGGCUCGUCGGGCACGUGGUCGAACGCCGCGGCGUCGGGCGCGCCCUCGGACGACUCCGGGAGCGGCGAGAUGAUGCAGGUGGACGACCCCGCCGCCAACGGCGCGGACGACGCGUUCCAGGCCUCGCUGGUGCACGACCUCGCCGCGGGGCUGGACGCGUGGAUCAGCGCCGGCGGCCUCGCCACCAGCGCCAUGUCGCCGUUCCUGUCGGGCCGCGCGGGGCCGGCGCUGCUGGAAUCGGUGCGCGCCACUGGGCGCGGCACCGGCGACGGCAGCGCGCUGGCGGAGCUGGACGCCGCGGGCGACGAGUUCUGA
Pedinophyceae sp. YPF-701 is the source of this 2022-nucleotide messenger RNA. NCBI's taxonomy places the organism in Eukaryota, Viridiplantae, Chlorophyta, Pedinophyceae. The record is from the annotation of a GenBank genome assembly.